CGUGUGUUAGCGUUAAUGGAGCAGGAAGACAACACCAACGCUCAAGACAUUGAGACAAUCAGUACCAAUAGCAAAGACAAACAACAUGUAACUUUUGUUCGGACUAGCGGAGCUGUUCCAAUCGCUACUGUUGGACACACAGCUGUGGCUGAGUGGACGUUUCCACCAAAAGCGCCAGUUCCUCACAUCUAUCAUAUUAACCAGGAUAUGCUGAUGGCUAACGACAAAAUUACGUUUAAAGGAUUUCGUAAGCAGUUUAGUGGACGAUUCAAGCGCUUAGUAGCUCGAAAGCCUGAAAGCACCAGUGAUACCUCCAGAACUCAAACCACAAUUGAAAACAAUUUAUGUCUACUGAAUAUUGUAUUUACGUAUAUUGGAAAAAAAUACCUUUAAUUAUUUCUGAUGUCACUUAACUUGUAAUUACAAUUGUAUGAAAAUAACUAUUAUAUGUCAAGUCUAAAUUGUAUUUCAGUAGAAAGAAACCAAGAGAAAAGUAAAUAAAAAGAAAUGAACCCGAUUGAACUAUGUUCAAUAAUUUUCAAAAUAAGUCAAAAAUUAAAAUAUAAA
Messenger RNA from Drosophila busckii, 567 nucleotides. RefSeq lists its product as uncharacterized. Lineage: Eukaryota; Metazoa; Arthropoda; Insecta; Diptera; Drosophilidae. The record is from RefSeq and is a predicted model, not a curated record.